Fulvia fulva is the source of this 2085-nucleotide messenger RNA. RefSeq names its product Vacuole-localized protein 4. Bases 1 to 2085 code for a protein of 694 amino acids. The transcript is spliced from 2 exons. The record is from RefSeq and is a predicted model, not a curated record. NCBI's taxonomy places the organism in Eukaryota, Fungi, Ascomycota, Dothideomycetes, Mycosphaerellales, Mycosphaerellaceae.
AUGAAGUCGACACCACUUUCGCUUACUGCUUUCGCAACCCUGGCCUUUGGUCAAGAGGCUUACCAGUACGGUCAGCCACAGCCACCCAAGUAUGGCGACCACACGACUUCGGUUGCCUCCACCACGAGCGUGCCAGCUCCUCCCUCCUACGGCGGCAGCUCUUCCAGCUCGUCGUCGAGCCUGGUAGCUCCACCAUACUAUGGCGGCAGCUCUUCAUCGAGCAGCGCUACCUAUGCUUGCAAUCCAGCUCACGAUUACGGCAACGGUGCUUCUUGCAUCUCAACCCAGGGCACUCUCUCUCUGGUUUACCCAACCACCACCAGCACUGGCAAGGCAUACGCCACCCCUUCAUGCGCCGCACCUGGCACUUACGACAGCCAGCACCGCUACAGCUGCAACCCAGCACACGAGUACCCAGCCGGUCAGAAGUGUGUAUACAUCGACGGCUGCCCACUCCUGAGCACCGCCAGCUCUUCUGCUCCAGCCUACUACCCAACCACCACCAGCACUGCUCCAGCCUACGCCACGCCAUCGUGCGCAGCACCGGGCACAUACGACAGCAAGCACCGCUACAGCUGCAACCCAGCCCACGAGUAUCCAGCUGGUCAGAAGUGUGUAUACAUUGAUGGAUGCCCACUCUUGAGCACCGCUAGCUCCACUGCUCCAGCUUACCCAACUACAUCAUGCGCAGCACCAGGCACCUACGACAGCAAGCACCGCUACUCGUGCAACCCAGCGCACGAGUACCCAGCUGGUCAGAAGUGCGAGUACAUUGACGGAUGCCCACUCUUGAGCACCGCCAGCUCCACUGCUCCAGUCCACCCAACCGCCAGCUCUACCGCUCCAGCCUACCCAACUACAUCAUGCGCUGCACCAGGUACCUACGACAGCAAGCACCGCUACUCGUGCAACCCAGCGCACGAGUACCCAGCUGGUCAGAAGUGCGAGUACAUUGACGGAUGCCCACUCUUGAGCACCGCCAGCUCCACUGCUCCAGCCUACCCAUCGCAGACUUACGCUUGCAACCCGGCCCACGACUACGGCAACGGCGCCUCUUGCAUCUCCACUCAGGGCACCCUCUCCCUCGUUUACCCAACCGCCACUCACCCAGCUACCUCCGCCACCCCAACUGGCUACGGUAACGAGAAGAACUGCUACGCCAAGUACAACGUGUGCCGUGGCUCUCCAGAUGCCAACUUCGCCUACUGUGCUUCGCAGUACGCUGGAUGCUUGGGUUACAACCCAUUCGCGAACAACGGCACCAACACUGUCACUCCAAAGUACUCGCAGCCAGAUGUUUACACUACCGCUGUUGUCACUUCGUUGACUACGAUCUGCCCGACGCCAACUACCUUCACUCAUGAGCAGAAGACUUACACUGUGACGACCGCUACGACCUUGACCCUCCCAUGCAAUAGUGGAUGCGUCAUCACCAAGCCUGUGGAGCACCCAACCAAGCCAGUCUACAGCGUCCCAACCUACGCUCCUUCGUUCUACCCAAACACCACCGUCCACAUCCCGGUCCCACCAAAGACCGAGACUACCGUGGUUACUAGCUUGACGACAUUCUGCCCUAGCAGCACGGUCUUCACCCACAAGCAGUCGACCUACACUGUCACCAAGCCAACUACCCUCACACUCCCAUGCCCAGGAGGUUGCACAGUUACCAAACCCGUUGAGGGUCCGAAGACCACCGUUCCAGUCGUGGUCCCAUCGCAGCCACCAAAGGCUCCAACCUACGGACCAAAGACCACCGUUCCAGUCGUGGUCCCAUCGCAGCCACCAAAGGCUCCAACCUACGGACCACAGACCACCGUUCCAGUCGCGGUCCCAUCGCAGCCACCAAAGGCUCCGACCUACGAGCAGCCACCACCAGUCAACACUCCAGGCACCACUCUCGAUAAGAGCUCGCCAGUUGCACCAACCUACCCAGCUGGCACUACCCCAUCUCCAUCCGCCCCAUCGGCCACACGCCCAGCUAGCUACCCAUCCAGCUCUGUCGUCCAGUACACUGGCGCUGCUGCGCAGGUCAUGGCCACUGGUUUCCCAGUUGCCGCCGCUGCCGUUGCCGCUAUGCUUUUCUAA